AUGCCGAACAACCCCUACCACAACUCGCGGCACGUCACGGACGUGACCCAGUGCAUGUACACGCUGCUCCUGGCGACGAAGGUCGCGCACCGCCUGGAGCCCAUCGAGCUCGCGGCGGCGUUCGUCGGCGCCAUCUGCCACGACCUCGACCAUCCGGGCCUGUCGAACACGUGGCAGAACAACGAGCAGACGGAGCUCGCGCGCAAGUACGACGGCGAGUCGCCGCUCGAGCACCACCACCUCGACGAGUUCGUCGCGUUGGCCGCCAAGUACGACCUCCUCGGCAACAUCGAGCCGGCGCAGGCGGCGCGCUUCAAGGAGAUCGUGACGGAGAUGAUCCUCGCGACGGACAUGGCGCGGCACGCGAAGCUCAUGGAGAAGAUCACCGCGAGCCUCACGGACAAGGCCUUCGACCCCAUGCACGACGAGGUGGGCAUCAACCUGCUGCUGGCCAUCGCGCUCAAGUGCUCCGACAUCAGCAACCAGGUGCGGCCCUGGACCGUGGCGAACCGCUGGAACGCCGUCGUCUACGAGGAGUUCUACGCCGAGGGCGACCUCGACCGCGCCAAGGGCCGCGCCGUCGCGCCGCUCCAGGACCGCACGUCCAACGACGUGAACAAGUCGAGCGUGGGCUUCAUCCGCUUCAUCGUCAAGCCCCUCUUCCAGAUCUACGCCGACAUCAUGAAGCGCUGCGCGGACCUCGACGACCGGUCGAUGGUCGACAGUCGCGCCGUCGAGGAGUGCCUCUACAUCCUCGACGACAACAUGCAGCGCUACGAGAACGCGCUGAACGGCAUGGACAACGAGAACACGGAGGCCCAGUUCGAGACGCUCGACGCCCUCGCGGACCAGGUCGGCGACGGCGGCGCCGCGGCGCCGAACUGUGUGGAAAUCAACCACUGGUUUGGGGGGUCCCCACCAAACUUCAGAACUCUCUAUCUCGGUCAAAUCGAAGUCGAUUCGGCUGAUUUUUGGACGAAUCGAUUGCUUUCAUCGAGUUCUCGAAGCACAGCAGAAAACCUCGCGUCGAAACGGUCGCAUACGCGCACAUUGAAGUCGGGUUGA
Messenger RNA from Aureococcus anophagefferens, 1065 nucleotides. It is a transcript of the gene PDE11, whose product is annotated as putative 3'5'-cyclic nucleotide phosphodiesterase. Gene Ontology annotation, biological process: signal transduction. Gene Ontology annotation, molecular function: 3',5'-cyclic-nucleotide phosphodiesterase activity. Lineage: Eukaryota; Pelagophyceae; Pelagomonadales; Pelagomonadaceae. Bases 1 to 1065 code for a protein of 354 amino acids. The record is from RefSeq and is a predicted model, not a curated record. The transcript has a single exon.